AUGGAUGUUGAAAGUGGUGUGCUGCAGGAGCAGGAGGACGAUUUGAGGCGGGGGGUGGUGGUGGUGGUGGUGUUGCAGGUGAAGCUGAUGGACGAGAUGGCUGCCGAGGGCAGGGAGUGCGUGAACUGCGGCUCGGUGUCCACGCCUCUGUGGCGCAGGGACGGAACCGGACACUACCUGUGCAACGCCUGCGGCCUCUACCACAAGAUGAACGGCAUCAACAGGCCGCUCAUCAAGCCCCAGAAACGCCUGCAGGCCACGUCCCGCCGAGCCGGCCUGUGCUGCACCAACUGCCACACCAGCACCACCACGCUGUGGAGGCGAAACGCCGAGGGGGAGCCCGUCUGCAACGCCUGCGGCCUCUACAUGAAGCUGCACGGGGUGCCCCGACCUCUGGCCAUGAAGAAAGAAAGCAUUCAGACCCGAAAACGCAAACCCAAGGUCUCCAAGAACAAAACUUCCACAGGCUCCGUCACGUCCGACACCAGCUCCCCGUCCUCCCUGUCCGUCUCGGAGCGCGCCUGCAGCGUUAAGAGUGAGCCCGGCGUGGCCCCGUCGCCCUACACGGGUCAGAGCGUCACACCUGGCUCUCAGACAGUGUCUCAGCUGGACAGCGCAGGAUCUGGACAUGUGGACAUUAAGUAUGAGGACUACCAGUUCACCGUGUCCUCGUUAGCGCCACAGAACUCCUGGUGCGCUCUGUCUCAGGCGUGAGCUUCCUCUGAGAACUGGACCUCUGUUUUACCUGAAGCUGCCUUCCUGAGGGGCGUGGCCUCCUUCUGAUCCAGACCCGAGGGAGAACCAAUCAGGACCCAAAGGGGCAGAUGGAGAAUAGGCUGCAGACUUCUGGCUCAUUCUGACAGAUGAAAGUCCGCCUGGACUGGACCGGUUUUAUCCGACCGUGUUAUCCUCUGCUGAGCUGAGAAACUGGACCGCCUCUCGUCCAGGGAGCCAUGUUUCCUCUAAACUACCUACAACCCAAAAUAAAAACGCGUUUUGUUUUGGGACGGAUGCAAAGACGAUCAAGUGGAAUGUAAAAGAAUAAAAUGCAAAGAUAA
Nematolebias whitei (Rio pearlfish) is the source of this 1058-nucleotide messenger RNA. It is a transcript of the gene gata5, whose product is annotated as GATA binding protein 5. The coding region runs from base 1 to 714 and encodes 237 amino acids. Gene Ontology annotation, molecular function: zinc ion binding; DNA-binding transcription factor activity, RNA polymerase II-specific; RNA polymerase II cis-regulatory region sequence-specific DNA binding. The record is from RefSeq and is a predicted model, not a curated record. NCBI's taxonomy places the organism in Eukaryota, Metazoa, Chordata, Actinopteri, Cyprinodontiformes, Rivulidae. Gene Ontology annotation, biological process: cell fate commitment; positive regulation of transcription by RNA polymerase II; cardiac muscle tissue development. The transcript is spliced from 6 exons.